Molecule: messenger RNA, 1806 nt
Organism: Branchiostoma floridae (Florida lancelet)
Lineage: Eukaryota; Metazoa; Chordata; Leptocardii; Amphioxiformes; Branchiostomatidae
Product: kelch repeat and BTB domain-containing protein 8-like
Exons: 3
Coding region: 1-1806 (601 amino acids)
Molecular function (GO): protein binding
Source: RefSeq, a predicted model, not a curated record
AUGGCGGGUUCGGCUGGAAAAUACGACUUCAGAAUGUCCAAAUUUAAUUCUGACCACUUUUCUACUUCCUUCGCGUGGUUCAGGACCUUGCGGGAGGAACAGAAGCUGGUGGAUGUCGUCCUGAACGUAAACGGGAAAGAUUUCCACUGCCACCGGGCUGUAAUGGCGGCAUGCAGCCCGUAUUUUCACGCGAUGUUCACAGGAAACUUGUCGGAGAGCCGUCAGGAGAAAAUCCAGCUACAGGACGAUACAGCCGCAGGUGUGAAGGUAGAGGUGGCCGCCAUGGAGGAGGUCGUCCACUACGCGUACAGCGGGGAGGUCCGUGUUUCCUCCGAUAACGUCCAGCAACUCUACGUGGCAGCGGACCUGUUCCAGAUAGACUUCAUCCUGCAGCACUGUCUACAGUACAUGGAGGGACAGCUCGACUCCUCCAACUGUUUUGGGAUCUUCAGUUUUGCGGACAUGUUCGGUGCCCGGAAGCUCAGAGAGAGGAGUCUGAAGUACAUCUGUAGCAGGUUUGGGGAGGUCUCACGGGAGGAGGAGUUUUUCCAGCUCAGCCCCGGACAACUGUGUGACAUUCUCAGCAGCGAUGACCUAGCAAUAUCAGAUGAGAUGUCAGUGUGGAGUGCAGUGAUCAGCUGGAUCAUGCACACACCAAACUCCAGGAGAGACAGUCUCGUGGACGCCCUGACCUGCAUACGGCUUCCUCUCCUACGGGACAGCGAUGUGGACUGGAUCUCGGAGUACAUCACUAUGUCUCAGCUGGAGCAGGAGGUGGAUGGACCAAUGACAUCCAUGGACAAGGCUGUGGAGUUCUGGAAGGAGCAGCAGAGUUCUGCUCACCACAGAGUUGGGGAGGCGGAGGAGAUGGUGGUCGUGUUUAAGGCCCGGCAGAGACUCGAGCCUGGCGUUGCCACCGCUGGUCAGACAGACAUUGAAGCGGAUGAGCUGGCAUGUUUUACCAGGGAUGGAAGGGUGUACAGCACAACUAAACCAUGUGUGGGAUCCCUCCUGCCACUGGGAGUGGUUUCUUCUCACGAGUGGAGCAUCUACGUUUUUGCCUUCCCCGAAACUUCGUACCCGUCUUUCCAUAAGUACGACUGCAUACAGAAUGAGUGGACUCAGCUGGCCUCCCCUCCCUCAAGACACGACUACAAGAAUCCGUACGUCGCACAAGUGGGGGAUAAAAUCUACCUUUUCUUCUCUUCCGGUCAGACAGAAAACAUGCACUGCUUUGACACGCGGCUGCAAGAGUGGAGGGUUCUCUCUGUUGUGCCCCGCGUUGUGUUCACGGACACCAUGCUCGCCGUUGUUGACAAGUGCAUCUACGCCGUCAGCUGCGAGUUCCUCUUCCGUUACAACUCCAUUGGAGAGGAGUGGACCAAACUGUGGAGCCUGGCCGACUCCGGAGUCACUGUGGACAGAAUCCGUGGGGUUGUCGGGGUCAGGAACACCAUAUACUGCUUAUCACAGGACACGCUGUACGCCUACAGCACAGAGCGUAACCAAUGGAGACAGCUAGACACAACGGGAGUUCCAGGUGUGAUCACAACAAGCAGUGUGGACUCAGGACCGCACCUGGUCAGUUUCCUGGGCCACCUUCACGUGUUGGUCGCGUACAAGGGAGUGGCGAUAGUCGGGUACAGGUUUAGUGAAGUGGAGAACAAGUGGGAGUUGGCCCUGCACAUUCCAUGCACGUAUUACAUCGGCACACAGUUCCACUGUAUCACUGCAAAACUGUUUGCCUCUCGACUUGGAACCGGAGAACUCUUCAAAGAUCCACUGCAUGAGAUAGAUGGAACAUAG